This is a messenger RNA of Thecamonas trahens ATCC 50062, 12819 nucleotides long. RefSeq lists its product as uncharacterized. NCBI's taxonomy places the organism in Eukaryota, Apusomonadida, Apusomonadidae. The record is from RefSeq and is a predicted model, not a curated record. The transcript is spliced from 6 exons. Gene Ontology annotation, biological process: fermentation. The coding region runs from base 1 to 12819 and encodes 4272 amino acids. Gene Ontology annotation, cellular component: membrane.
AUGGUGUACUUUGUCUUCUUCUCCACCCGUGUGCUCGCCAAACUGGCGGCGAGCAUCAUCUCUACCUUUCUUCUGCCAAAGGAUGAAUCCAUUUCCAUCGGCUCGCUCAACAUUGCGCUCUUUGGCGGACGUAUCAUUUUGAGAAAAGUCCGCUACGUGACUCGAGAUGCUUCGUUUAACUUUGUCGAUGCGCCUGGAGAUCUUAUGUACAAUUGGGCCUCGCGAUACGAUGCCAUCGAAGAGAUCCUCCGCAAACGCGAAGCUGCUACUGCUGCUGCUUCUGCAGCUACUGCUGACCAUGGGCCGAGAGCCAGCUCGAGAUCGUUCGUCUCGGACGAUGCAGACGACAGCAGCUGCUCCACAGGCAAAGGCGGCUCGCGGAGCUCGACACACACCGCCUCUGCCGCUGGCGCGGCCACUCUUGGCGGGGCUGGUGCCGACGGCUACGUUGCGCCCGGCGGCAAUCAGAUCCCCACCCUCUUUCGCCUCUUUCCCAUGCUCGGCGUCAAAGUCCGCAAAGGCGCACUCUACGUCGGAAAUCCGCAGCUGCCCAACGUUGCCCUUUUGCACUGGCACAAGGCCACCGGAGUACUCACCGCCGAGCGUGCCCGGUCGCCGCUCGAUUACUACAAGUCGAUCUCGCACUUUAAGCUCGUCCGCGCUGCGCUCAAGCUCGUCCCCAACCUCGACUACACCCCGCCAUCAGACAUGGGAAGCGCCAAGACACCUGCUGCCCGUUCGCGCGUCUCGCGCAUCCUUCCGCGUGGCUUCAUCCAGCGCAACAUCCGCAAUCUGCGUGAGUUUGUUGGCGACGUCAAGUUUGCCUUUCUCCGCGAAGACGAAGCCUUUUUUGACGACGACCUCGCCGUCUCGUCCGAGUAUUCGGACGACGACGCGUGGGGAAACUUUAUCCACUCGCGGUUCAACCCGUUCAAGCGCUCCCGCGCCGACGGCGCCCCGACAUCUGGUCCGCCGCCCGGAGGCCUCGCCGUCGACGUCUCGUGUGCAGACUCGCUGGCCGGCCCCGACGCCAAGCCCGUCGCAGACUCGGGCGAUGAGCCGCACCCGCGUCCUCCCGCCCCGCGCGUCCGCCGCGGCCACGCCCGUCGGCACUCGCGAUCGGCCUCCCGCUCGGAGCAGGACUACGGCCAGCUGGUCUCGCCCGCAAACUACGGCCUCGGCGGCACUGCCAUCGGCCUUUCUGCCGCAUCGACUCCGGCGUCGUCGCGCCCCGCCGCCCGCGCCCACGCCCGCAUGCGCUCGCGCCUCACGCGCAACCGCUCGUCACGCUCGAUCGAUCGCGCCUCGUCGACCGCCCCGCUCCAGCCCGGGCCGACAGGCUCCUCCACGGUGCCGGACGCCGGUGUCCAAGCUCAGUCGGAUAAGUUGCUCUUCCCAGACUCGGCGUGCUACCUCGACUCGGAAGAGUACGGCCGCGUGGACACCAUCCUUUCUUGCUCCUCGGUCACCCUCACUUACUUUGCCGACGUCGUCGGCACGGUUCCGCCAUCCCCCUCGCCCGACGACCUCGGCCCGCAGUGGGGCAUGGAUCUCAUCUUUGCCGACCUUGUCGUUGCCUACGGUCCCUUUGCCGAGCGCCAGCGCGCCCUCAUGCUCGCCUACUUUAUGCCCUUCCCCUACGAGGACUGGGAGGUGUGGCCCAUCGUGCCCGGCACCGACCGCUACCCACCCGACUUUACCACCCUCGUCAAGUUCUCCAACGAGGCCACACUCCGCAUCCCAUUUCGUCAUGCGCUCGCGCCACCCGGUGCUCCGUUGCCACCGUUCGCCGCCCGCCGCGUCGGCUCGCUCGACAUUGUCUUUGCCCACGCCCCACCGGAGCACGCAUCCGCCCCUCCGCUCGGCUCCGCCGCCAUGUCCACCCACAAGCAGGCGCUCCUCCGCCCGGGCUCCUCGUUAUUCUUCAACAUGCCCAUGCUCAUCCUCGACAACGCAGGCUAUACCAUGACGUACGAGCUCAACCUCUUUGACGUCCGCGUCGCCACUUCGCUCAAUGGAGCGCCGCUCCUCACAGCUCCGGCCAUCUCGCUCUCGGUCGAGGGCAUUUACCCCCUGCCCUGGAACGGCGAACAGCUCUGGUCGCUCUACCUCUCCGCCACCUCGCCGUCCAUCUUUUACCUUGCCCAGCACUCGACCUUUUUCGGCGAGCUCGGUGCAGACUUUGGUGCCGGCGAGCCAUACGACCUUGCCCACUACGUGCCGUACGUGUGGAACUACGACGUGCGCUUCACAGACUUUCGCCUCUACACCAACGUCAACGAGAAGAACAUCAUCGACGUGCCCAACGAUCUCGCCUCCAACGCGCACUACGUCUUCUCCGGCCCGCGCCUCGACCUCACGGUCGCCACCCCCUACCUCGAGUACGAGCCGCCGUUCACCAUUAUGACCUUUGGUUGCACCGCGCCUUCGCUCUCGCUCUCGCUCCUCCUCCAGUCGGACAACACCAUCCGCGCCUCCAUCCUCGACUCGGCCCGCACUUUGCAAAGCUCACAGACUUUCGUCUCGACGGCUCGCGCCCUCGACUCAUUUCAUGUCGAUCUCCAUGCCUCGUCACUCGAUGCCCUUGGCUAUGGCUUCUUUCUCCGCUACCUCGGCUUUCUCUCGGACAAUUACUUUGGCUACUCGACCGUCUUUCGCUCCACCAACGAGUACACUGCCACGCUCGGCCAGCCUGAGGCAACGGGAGCUGGGGAUCACGCGCCGCCGCCGCCGCCCGCCGCCGCCGCCGCCCCCGUCGCUGCACACUCGCGCGCCGCGUCGACCGUUUCGGGCGCCUCGCUCCCGCCAUACUAUGACGAAGAGCGUGCUCUCUUUGGACCAGACAGACUCCUUGCAGCCGAAAACGCCUCGAGCGAUGUGCCACCGCCGGCCGCCAAUGCCCGCGAGCUGCACGUAGUCGUCAACUUUAAGGACAUCAAGAUCGCGCUCCCGCAGUACCUGUACUCUUCCAAGGCCGCGCCGUCGAUUACCGUCACCGAGUGCAUCCUCGACGUCCGCAUCAUGCCGGCCUAUCUCGAUAUGUUUGUCGAGAUCUCGCCGGUCCGUCUCCGCGUCCCCACCCCCGCGGGCGUCACCGUUAGCGAGCCGCAGCCUUCUGCGGGCUCGACGCGCGGGCUCGCGUCAAAGCCCAAGGCGACGGCCGAAACCACUGAGGCUUCACCGUUUGCUGGCUACACCUUUGGCGGCCGCCCGCUCAGCGCCCGCUCCGACGGCGGGCCGCCGCCUCCAUCCGUACCGACCCCGUCUGCUGGGCCCACCCGCGACGCCACUUUGGGAGAGCUUCACAAGUACGGUGCUGUCGCCAUCGGUGGCCUCCACAUCCACACCCACAUUCUCUACGGCCCGGCACCAGCCGCACUCACCUACGGCCACGCCGUCCAGGCCAAGGUCGGCCCCAUUUCGGGCGAGCUGGUCCCAGCGCACGUCUCGGCCGUUGCCGCCUCGCUGGCCCAGGUCACCUUUCAUCUCACCGACCGCGAGAACGCGCUCGCGCCCGAGAACACCAUCCGCCUGCCGCCGCCACUCUCGCUCUUUAACGUCUCGGUCGGCAAAGUCCGUCUCGCUGUUUGGUGCGAGGGCUCGGUCACCGAGCUUGUUGCCCCCGCUGGUCUCAAGCUCUGGGGUGACUCGCUCGUCAACCCCAUUUACGAGACAAAGACCUGCAUCAAUGUCGAGCGCCUUGAGCUGGCCUCGUUUGUCAAGUCGCGCUCGACUCCCGACAACGCUUCGCCCACCUUUACCCAAGUCGCCUCGCUUGAUACUGCCCUUCACUUUUCGCUCUACUCGAUCACCGACAACUGGAAGCUUGCCCGUGACGCCCAGCUCGCACAUCUCUUUGCCCAGGACGCCGCCACUGCGCGACUUGUCUUUCUCUACGACGACCCGCUGUUUGAGGCCUACCGCCGUGCAGUUUUCCCCAACGCAGGCACCGCCCUCGACUCGCUCUUUGUUGCCGAGGACUACACCAAGGUCGACUUUACCCCAGGCCUCUACGAAUCGUUCAAUACGGCCGCGUCGUUCCACGCCCAGCGCACUCCGGCCGCUGCUGCGUCUGCUGCCGCCACUGUCAGCGGUCCCGAAGUCUCUUCUCGCACCGAUGUCGGCGACUCAUCGUUUGUCUCGGAGCACUACUACGAGUACUCGUCCAACGCUUCGUUUGCGGCGUACGGCACACAUGAUGGCGGCGGCGACUUUGAAGUCACUGCUCCGCUUCAUCUCACCUCCUCGGCUUCCUCAUUGUCCGAAGCCCAGGAAGCGGUUGAGUCCGAGUCCGAGUCGGCCUCCACUACACGACUCGCGUCGUCCACGCCGCGCGGCGGCGCGUCUGCCUCCUCGGCCUCCUCGCUCUCUUCGUCGUGGUUCUCUGACCGUCCACCACCGCUCGGCCCGGCCACAAGCUCGACCGACUCGUGGGAGUCGGCGACGCGAAGCUCGGCCUUGCGUGACAAUGACGGCGCAGUCUCAGACUUUGACUCGGACAGUGACGAGGAGGCUGGAGGCUCAAGUGCUGGCGUUCAAGGCCAGCCGCAGACCCACGCCCGGGUCCCGCCCAUUUGGGUUCCGCCGCCUAGGGGCUCGCGCGUGGCACGCGACCACGAGCCGGCGGCUGGUGUCCGUCCGCGCGAGUUUGUCCUUGAUCUACGGCGGCGGCAGCUCGUGCCGCGUGGCGAGAAGCGGCGAAAGCGCCGGGCGCGGCCUGCACUCAAGUCGUCGUUUGCCUCGCUCUACUUUCUCGCUGGAGCCUCGAGCACGGCACGCGAGCUGUACGGUCCCAACUUUUGGAAGUUUGCCUCGCUCAAGGCCGACGGCUUGUUCCCGGGCUCGAGCCCACCGGAGCCGAUGCGGCCAGCGGCCGACUCGGCUCAUGGCGACUCGGAGGAGUGGUCUUGCUCCGACUCCAAACACGCCUCCCCCGCGGCUCGUUGGGCCCGGGCCAAGGCGCAGCGGGUGGUCUCCACCGCCGUUGUCGACUUUCUCUCCGAGCUCAGCGUCUUUGUCACGCCUGCCUUUGUCCAGGUUUUGGAAGAGAUUUCCGAAGCGCUGCACCCAUCGCAGCCUGCGCUCGACACCCUGUUUGAUGACAUCCAGCUCUCGCGCACGCUCUCGCUAGUCCGCAACGUUGCCGCCCAAACGCAGGUCUGCCUCGCCUGCGCCUCGCUCCACGUCGAGUGCAUCAUGGGCAUGACGCUGAUUGUGCCGGAGCGGGCGCCCGGCCCGCGCCCGACGCUUCCGCUCCCGGUCGAGCCACUGACCGAGCGCGAGGCCGAGUAUGUGAGCCAUUUGGUAGUGACCAACACUGUAGCCAUGGGCUCGGUCGAGCAGCAUCUGCACGGCGCCCAGUUUGAGCCUGUCCUGGUCGCCGGCUCGAAGGCGCUCUUAACCGCUGCCACCCAUAUCGAGUACCAGGACCAGCACUUUGGCUCGGCUGAGGUGGCGUGCCUCAUGGGGGGGAUGGGCCUGCAUGUCCACGCUCGCGACGCGAGCUCGCUGGCCACAUCGGGCAUUGCCUCGGAGCUGCUGCUCUUCCCUCGACGGGCCCUGUUUCCGGUGGUCUUUGCCCUCGAGGUCGACCGCGUUCACGUCGAGGGCUCGCACGCCGCACACGCUGCGCCGCCGGCCACUGGCGCCUGGGUCGGCGAGCUCGGUGGCAUCGGUAUUGCCGGCGUCGAGGAGGCACCGAUGGUCCUCAACUCGCUGAUCGCAAUCUGGACCACGUUUCUCUCUCAGCUCGGCCUGUCGCUGUCAGAGCACGCAUCGCUCCGCAAGCGGCAGCUCCAGGUCUGCAUGCGCGAGUUGGCCGCGGCGUCGAUGAUGGGCAUUGACCCCGCCCGGGUCAUGUCGCCGUCGGUCUCGCGUGCGCGUGCGCGAUCGCGAGCCUGGCACGGCCGCAGCGGGAGCGUCGGUCUUCAUCCCGACGAUCCACGUGGCAUGAGCCGGAGCCGGAGCCGCGCCGAGAGCCGCGGAGCCGCGCAGGCCGACACGCUCCGCGGCGCGCGCACCUUUGAGCACGACGCCGGCUGGAAGCUGGUCUACUACAUGCGCCGGGCCUACCGCAAGCUCAACUCGCGGAGGCGGCGGUUGCUACAGACCCAGAUCGAGGCUCGUGCCACGGCUGGCGGCCAGGCCCAGGAUACCGAGGCGCUAUUCUGGGAGACCAUGGAGAUUCUCUCGGUCUGGUGCGAGAACAAGAGCAUUGACGAGCAGGCGCUCGCUUACUCGCCGCUCAUCCUCAACAUCUUUGAGCGGCUUCCCAAGUUUGCUUCACUCGUCGAUUCGACGAUCGACAUCUCGUUUGCGCUCAAGGCUCUUCGCCUCGCCGUCCUCCACUCAAGAGGAACCGAGUCGCAGAUCAAGUGCUCCGACCUGACCGGCGCCGGCGUGGCAAGCUACGCCAAGUCCAACGAGGUUGAUCCACUGGCGGUAGGCUCCGACAGCGUGCCGCAACUUGAGCUUGGCCUCCGCUACGUCCUCCGUGUCGGGCAGGUUAAUGGCUCAGCCCUACCGGCCAUCCUCCGCUUUGCGCACUUUGCCGGCCUCCAGCAGAGCGUCAUUGCUCACGACGCGCUCUUACUCCGCGCGUCGGCGCGGCAGCCCGGUACCAAGGUGCUGAACAUGAUCGAGGCGCCGACGCUGACCUCGCCCAGCGCGGCCGGCGGCGUGGUUGUCGAUGGUGGGUCGAGCGCCGAGGGCGACGGUGGGUCCAACUCUGACGGCGGCGACGGCGGGCGUGCCCGUGGCGGCGACCCGUUGCGGUCGGUCACCUUUGCUGACGAGCGACAGCCGGUUGGUGAGAGUGGUGGUCGCCACAUACGCCGGUGGUCCAAGAGUGGGCCGGACAAGUCGUUUCUUUCGGGUGAGUUGCUCUCGCGAAGCCACGGCGAUAUCAUCGGCUUGCAGACUGGGAGAACAAGCAAGUCGGGCGACGUCGAUUUGGAAGACGCGCGGCGGCGGCGGCGGAAGCGCAAGAGCAGCCACAAGCACUCCAAGUCGAGCGGCUCGGUCCUCAAGUCAGUGAUCAAGCGGAAGCGUAUGGCGGCUGCGACACUUGACCCGGCCGGAUCCCAAGGGCGCAAGACCCGCGGCCUGUUUGAGGCCAUGGAGACGCUUGAUCGGCGCGCGUCGAUACCGUCGAUGCCGUCGAUGCCAUCACUGACGGUUGUGGACGAGGCCGAGGCGGAGGAGGAGCAGGAGGAGCAGGAGGAGCAGGAGAAUGACCAAGCUGCGAGCCUCCAACCCAAGGUGACUCUGACGGUUACAGUGACCGCGAGUUUUGAGCGGGUCUCUUUGCAAGCGACGACCCGCGAGGCCGGCAACAUGCAGCUCGAGCUGGCUAAUGCGCAAGUGAGCACGACUCAGUUUGGAUGCGACGGGUCGCGGGCGCCGCACGCGGCAGCCGACGCAGCCGAGCGUGCGUUUGGCAAGAGCGUGGCCAGCGCUGCGCUGCUUAACUCGCUGCAGGUCCGGUUCGACGAGCUCGCGGCGGUUGCGCUUGAGCCCGAUGUUCAGCGGCCAAUCAUGCGGAUCACGCUCCGUGGUGCGAUGGUCGACUCGUCGACGUGGCGGAUCGACUCGGACAAGGCGAGUGGCGAGGCUGUGCUGUACAAGUCAUCGACUGUGGUGGCAUGGGACGGGUCGCAGCUGAUCACGACGCAGGCGCCGUCCAAGCUUGUCGAGUUUCUGCAGACAUGGCAAGGCGCGUUCAAGGCGUCCGGUCGGCGGCGUGGCGACGGCGGCUCGGUCUCGGGCUCGGUGACCGGCUCGUACGGGACCGGCCGACGAUCGGGCUCGACCGUGCCCGGGCGACUGGAUCUGCACCGACUGGAGAAGCUUCAGGGGAGGUUCCUCAUGGAGUCUGCGGUUGUGUCCGAGGUUGCGCUGCUGUUGGAUGUGCGCGACAACAUGGCUGUCUUUGAGCUCCUCCCCUCCGUCUCGUCGCAGUACUCGAUCUCGCGGCUCUCGGUGCGGGUAGCGCAGGACCUCAACGGCGACCUCGCGUUUUCGUUCCACGUUUUCCCGCACGCGAUCACGUUUAUCACUGAGCUCGCUGGCAACGAGAACGAGAGCGGCGGCGAGGGCAGUGGUGACCGUGGGAGCGCCGACCCGGUUCUCGACCGUGACGAGCGGCUUCAGUCACAGCUGGCCGGCGGCGGCGGAUCGCGCGCCCACGCGCGGUUUGCGCUGCCACCGAUCCGCGGCAUGGGCUCGCUUCACAAUGAGUAUAUAGGUGAGGAGACCGAGGACGGGAGCAUCGACGACGGCGGGGUCCCGCAUGGCAUGCUCGAGUCGUUUCUCACCUCAUUGGUGGUGGUGGACUACGUGGAAAACACCAUCUCGCCGUCGAUGCUCAAUCACCUGCUGUUUCUGCAGCGAACGCUGACGCAUGAGGUCAACGAAGUGCUUGGCGCGUAUCUAGGCAUGGGCUCUGAGGAGUCGACGCUCGGUUCUACACGGCGCGGAUCACGGGCGUCGUCGAGCGCCGGUGCAUUCCACUACAAGGUCGAUCUUCUACUGGAGGGCUUCCGUAUUGUGGCCACGUCUGUGGAGCAGCCCGACGUGGUGCUGGUGGUACAGAACGGGGUGCUGGACGUCAAGCUCCGUGAUCGGGUGGUGCCUGGCUCACUAGAAGAGGUGUUUGCGGCGUGGCAGGUCCGGCUGCAGGGUCUCACGGUCGUACUCACCGCCAAGAGCGCGCUGGCACCAGCAGAGCAGAUUGCCAAGCUCGCGGCGCUGGCGUACGCACGCAGGAAGCGGACGCGGCGCAAGAAGCGGCGGCGACAGAACAACAGUGGCGGGAGCGGGAUGCCCGACGACGACGACGAUGGCCUGGAGUUUGGUAAGAUCGCGACAAACAUUGUGGUGCGCAAUUUUGACGACGCCGCAAGCGGAAACCAGGGCUCCAGCACGACUUCAGAGAUCUGGGUGUCUGUGGACACGACCCGGGCAGUGCUUCGCCCGGUUGCGGUGCGAAAGGCCGGGGCGUUGGCGAGCGAGUAUCAGGCGGCGUACGAGGCGUACAACGUGCAGCGUGCGGCGAUGGACGCAGCUCUACAGGACCAGCACCUCGAGGCACUCAAGUACAAGUCGCAGCAGGCAUUUGCCGAGAACGAGCUUGUCCUCUCCAACGCCGCGGUCCAUAUUUCUGUCAUUGACUCGGUCUUCCGGGUUCCGCUCAUCCGGGCCGACGAAGUCGACGAAGACGACGAGCUCGCGCCGCAGGGAUCGCCAGCGCCGUCAGUCUUUGAGUCGCUCCUGCCCGAGACCAAGGGUGCGCCCGAGGCGACGCCGCUGGUGCGGCUGAGCGUGGCGUCUGUGCGAGUGACCGCUAACUCACAGACGCUGCUCGACAAGGUGGAGGAGCAAGGAGGCGGGACUGGGACUGGUUUUCAGUUUGGCUCGCUUGACAAGAUGCUCGGCUCGCUGCUUGUGGAGCGCGUGGAGGCGUUUGUGUUUGACUCUGUGGCGGCCGAGGAGCCGGCAGCGUGCUUCAACAAGGCGGUUGCGCGAAUGGUAUCGGCCAACUGGUACGUGGUACGAAAGUCGUCACAGAACCGCGGGCAGGGAUGGAUCAACGCAGCAGCGACUGGCCCGUGGAUCGACGCCACGCCUGCAGUGGUCAACCAUGUGGCCCGGCUCUCGGAACUGUGGUCUCUCGAGGCCGAUGCUGAAGACAGCGGGCUGGAUCAUGCGGCCGGCCUGGGCGGCGCGACGCCUGCGGCGCGGGCACGAACCGAGGCGGCGACUCGCAAGAUCAUCGAGGGAACCGAGCAGGUGCGUAGCCGGAUAGCCGGAACCUCGCUGGGCACGUCGACGGUGGACUCGGGAAGCGGGCGUGUGCGCGAGCCGCCGCAGCCGGCUGAUCUGGUGUUCGAAGUCAAGGCGUCGGUGACCGAGGGACUUGUCCGGCUUCACCCGAGCCGCGGAGCGCUGGGCAGUGGCUCGGCCAACACGCCGGGGACUGCCGGUCCGGGCUGGGACGAGACCGGGGCGCAGCUCAUCACGCUCCCACCACUGGAGACGCUCGCGCGGUACUCUGUCGACCACAACAGCGUGAAGCGUGCGCGGCCAGACGGGAUGGGCCGGUACGUGGUGGCAUGGAAGCCGCACGCGGCGGUGGCGGCCAAGAUUGACAUUAAGAGGUCGAACGUGGUACUCACGCCGCGGCUCGCGACGUUUUUGGCCGAGAUGUCUGACCGGGCGCCGUCUGUGGCGGCCAGGGCAGCCUCCGCGGACGAGGACAAGGACGUGCAAGACGUGAGGCGAAGCGAGGGUAUGGCGACCGAGAUCACUCUCCUGGUCCAUUGCGAGCCGCGUUCGGUGACGCUCAACUGCGGGCCUGCGGCGGAUGUGGUGUGCAAGCUCGAGUUUGCUGAGCUCGACGUACUGACGACGGUGCUGAGCGCACGCGGACAGGGCGAGGGCGAGGGCGGGAGCGAGGCGGAUGCUCGGCGGCGGCGAAAGCGGCGGCGGCGGCGGAGGAGGCGGCGGAAGCAGAGACAGAAGAAGAGAGCCACGGGCCACCCGCGGAUCAAGGUGCGUGUGCCCAAGCCGAGCCGAGACGGCAGCGGAUUUGGCUACGAGUACGAGUACGAGGACGAGCGCGAGCUGGGACUCGGGAUCGAGCUCUCGUCGGUGGCGAUGAGCGGGAGCGGGAGCCUGGAGCUGAGUUCGGACGACGAGUACUCGCUCGGCGGCCUGAGCGGAAGCAGCGGUUACGAGCUCGGCGAGAGUGACAGCGCAAGCAGCGGGAGCGAGGACCAGAGCGAGGGCGAGCCCGCAACGAUGGUGGUCUCUACGGCGGUCAAGUGCAAGUUUGUCUCUAUGCAGAUCCGACACGUGUACGGAUCAGAAGACUGCGUCCGGUUCCGGCUCGACGCAUUGUCGGGCAACGAGGGCCGAUUCUACGGCUUCCGCACCGAGGACGGCGGAGCCAUGUUUAUGCGGGUUGUUGACGUGGCCAACGUUCUUCUUGACGUCAACGGCAAGAACCUCGAAGAGGCCGUAGCCUUUGGCGAGAGCUGGUCGGCCGGCUGGCGUGCAGGGUUACUGGCAGCGAGCGAGGGCGGGCGAGAGGCGGCCGACGCCCGAGACGGUACUCCGGCGGCGGUGGCUGCUGCCGCCACAAGGAGCAGCGCGCCGUCGUGGUCCAGCGUGGUGCGGAUCCGCGAGUGGUACACAUCUGUGGACCUUGGGUCGCGGGUGGGGCGUGUCCAGGUGACGUUGCAGUCGACGAUGCUCGAGACCGAGGUCUCCGGGCUUGUGGCUGGGCUCGCAACGCGACUGCCAUCUACACUUGCGCUGUCUGUGGAGCGGUGCGUGAUGGCGGCCAACAACACAAUCGAGUCUGGCCAGCUGUCAGGGCGGGUGCGCGCCGGCGGCAUGCAGGUCAAGGUUCAGCGCGAGUACCGCGCGCCUGGCGGAGCGCAGGGCGUCGAAGUGCCUACUGAGCUCAAGGUGGUGCAUGUGCAGGGGGCAGCGGUGCGUCAGGUCGAUGCGGACCUCUGGUUCAACACGGAGCGAAUGAUCAAGUGCGAGAUGCGUGCGACGUAUGUGCACGGGCGCGACCGGCUGGUGGACACGCUCGAUGCAUUGCCGCACAUUCUCUCGCAGCCGGCAGCAGCCGACUUUAGGUCCGGCGGCUAUGUGUACGUCGACGUGAGCGUGCUGUGCAAGGGCCUAACGCUGUACGCAUCGCCCGAGACCGGGCGGUCGGUGGCAACCAUUGCCGGUGCGGUGGGCUCGCUGGUGGCGGACGCGCUGGCGUCGGGCCGGCGUGUCCGCGGCGCAAGUGGCGACGGCCGCGGCGGGAGCGGUGGCGUGGCCUUCUCACUUGAUCCAAAGCAGGCGACGGGCUCUGCGGGCGGGCUCGGGCGGAACGAGAGCGCGAGCGGGAUUGGAGUAGGCGGGGUGGAUCCGAAGCCAGCGGACAAGCACGGGAUUGGAUCGCUACAUGUUGUGGUGCAGCGUGCCAACUGGCUCCGAAUCCAAGCACAGUCGAUCCAAGCGCAGCUUGUACAGCCGCGAGUCGCCGGAUCGUACAAGCGGCUGCUUGUGGUGUAUGUGCGCAAGGGCGAGGUUGCGAUGCAGUACGCGGCGUCGCGGAGCAAGUCUGUGUCGGCCAAGACGCUACUCUCAUCGGCAUCGACACAGCCUGUCUUCCGCAUUCCAACAGCCCACAUCGAGAUGGACACGGACCAGGCGCCCGAAGGCGGUGUGGUGUGGUACGACUUUGACUCGCGGUUCCCCAGUGGGCCGAUUUCCGUGGCCACCUCGCGCGCGGUGUACAAGCACCUGAUGAACAUUGUGCGCAACUUUAGCGGGUCGGCCGAGGCGCGCGGCGAUGGCGGCUCCGACGACGAGUCUUCGGAUGGCGACGAGUGGUCGUCCGCGGACGAGUUUGGCUCGCGGACCGGGAGCAAGCGAAAGCAGCAGCGGCGGCGACGCUCACGGCGCGGGCGGAGCGGGUCCCACGGCCGCGGAUCGGACGACGACGACGAGGCUGCAUUCUUUGCGGCGUCAGACGAGGGCUUUGGCCUCUCCAGCUCAGAUGGCGAAGGCGAGGCUGCAACCGCUUCUGCUGCUCGGUUCCACUUCCACCCGCAAGUCUCUGCGAUGGGCAACGUGACGGCGCACAUGGCGUCUGCACCCAACAUCUCGUUCAUUCUUUCACUCAUCGGAGUCGGUGGCGUGGACACCAUUCCGUCAGCCAUCUUUGGCUCUGUGGGCGAGCCGCUUGGCGCCGCCCUUGACCAGACGGCUGAGCUCUCAGCGCAGGCGCGGCGAGUGAGGUUCGGCGAGUGA